GAGAGGCAGAAGUAUAGGAGAGAGAAGAGAGGAGGAGAGAGGGAGAGAGAGGGAGAGAGAAAAGGGAGGGAGCAGGAGAGUGGAUUUCCAUAGCUGCUGAACAUUGAUGAUCCGGAGAUCCCAGGUUGAGUGCGGGUGUGGAAGAGGUGAACACAUUUUUGCUGUCCAUCAAUAAUGACAAACCACCUGGUACUGACAACUUGGAUGGAAAAUGACAGGACGUGUGCCCAUGAGGUCGUUGCUGUUGGUGCUCCUGCUCAUUGGCAUCCAGGCUGUACUGAACAUGGAAGGGGCCCUGGGCCCGGUGGCUGCCAACCACAGUGCAGAACACCACACAGCAGCCAAUGGCAGAGCAGAACAGCACACAUCAGCCAAUGGCAGAGCAGAACACCACACAGCAGCCAAUGGCAGAUCAGAACUACAGAGGACGGCCCGCCUGUCAGUGUCACCUCAGCAGGAGCAGCCAGCAGCAGACAGGGAUACUCAGCAGAGACCCAGCCGGACCAGACAGGCCCACAGACCAACCUCUCUACCCCAGGACAGGAGUUCUUCCCUGGGCCACUCUGAGACAGACUCCUCCCCCUCCAUCCCUGAGGUGGACCCCAAACUGUUCAGCAAGCGGAAGUACCGCACCUCAUCACGCGUCGUCUUCAGCGACGUACCCCCCUCUCACCACACCCUGGGAGGGGAGACAGGGGAGGAGGAGGAAGGGGUGAGGGAUGGGGGAGUGAGGGUGAGGCGGAGAGCGGGGGGGCAGCCCAUGCACAGGGGGGAAUACUCCGUGUGCGACAGCAUCAGCGUGUGGUUGGGGAACCUGACCAAGGCCACAGACAUCGCCGGCAACGAGGUGGAGGUUCUGCCAGAGGUGAAGAUAGACAACGUCCGCAAGAGACAGUUCUUCUACGAGACCACCUGCCGCGUGGCCACACCCCCAGGGGGCGGAGCUGGGGCUGGGGGAGGGGCCAGUGGAGGCAUUUCUAAAGCAGGGUGCCGCGGCAUCGACAGCCGUCACUGGAACUCGUACUGCACCAACACGCACACGUACGUGCGCGCGCUCACCAAGUCCAAGGAGCAGACGGCGUGGAGGUUGAUACGCAUCAACGCAGCGUGUGUGUGUGUCCUCAGCCGCAAGUCCUGGAGGCACUGACCUCUCACCCCUAGGACUAUGGACCCAUAUACACACACACACACACACACACACACCGAUUGCACAGUCAGACACGUAAGCAACCAUGAAACAGCCACUACAGAUGUACACAGACACACUCCCACACACAGACACACUCCCACACACAGACACACUCCCACACACAGACACACUCCCACACACAGACACACUCCCACACACAGACACACUCACCUGUAUCCGACCAGCCCCUUCCCCUCUCCCUACCUCAGUCAGAUUUCUGGUUCUUCUAACUUAUGAGGACUGCAUGUCAUAUUUAUAGUUUAUACAGUCGAAUAUAUAUUAAAUAAGUGUAUAUAUACAGUGCCUUCGGUAACUAUUCAGACCCCAUGAAUUUUCAAAAUUUUCUUACGUUACAGCCUUAUUCAAAAAAUUAAUCAAAUAAAAUAAAUUGCUCAUCUAACUACACACAAUACCCCAUAAUGACAAAGUGAAAACAGGUUUGUAGACAUUUUUGCAAAUGUAUUAAAAUUCACAACAGAAAUACCUUAUUUACAUAAGUAAAUCUCUGCAGCACUCACCAAUCAGGCCUUUAUGGUAGAGUGGUCAGACGGAAGCAGCUCCUCAGUAUAAGGCACAUGACAGCCCGCUUGGAGUUUGCCAAAAGGCACCUAAAGACUCUCAGACCAUGAGAAACAAGAUCCUCUGGUCUGAUGAAACCGAGAUUGAAGUCUUUGGCCUGAAUGCCAAGCGUCAGGAAAACUAUUUAAUCCAUUUUAGUGUAAGGCUGUAAAGUAACAAAAUGUGGAAGAAGUCAAGGAGUCUGAAUACCAUCCGAAGGCCUGUACAUCAUGAAUUCAACUUUUUGUUGUUGUUGAUGAUGAUGCUGUUAUUUAUUAAACACUUC
This is a messenger RNA of Oncorhynchus masou masou (cherry salmon), 2033 nucleotides long. RefSeq names its product nerve growth factor-like. Gene Ontology annotation, molecular function: growth factor activity; nerve growth factor receptor binding. Bases 212 to 1147 code for a protein of 311 amino acids. Gene Ontology annotation, biological process: negative regulation of neuron apoptotic process; regulation of neuron differentiation; positive regulation of peptidyl-serine phosphorylation. The record is from RefSeq and is a predicted model, not a curated record. The transcript has 2 exons. Gene Ontology annotation, cellular component: dendrite; axon; synaptic vesicle. NCBI's taxonomy places the organism in Eukaryota, Metazoa, Chordata, Actinopteri, Salmoniformes, Salmonidae.